AUGGCUUUCCAACAAAUCGCAUUGAAUAUAAUCCGGUGUUUAGUAAAACUUGCCAAGGCGGUUCAAAAAGCUGUACAAAUAGCUAUUGGUCUAAAUGUAAAAGAAAGAAAAAUAACAAACCAUUCGAACAGGUCAACUGCUGUUAGCGAAUUGGCAAAAAAUGGUGUGCAAGAACAACAAUUGCUGAAAAUUACUGGCCAUAGCAAUCCAAAUUCUAUAAAACCAUACCUAAACAUCGACCAAGAACACCACAAUAAGAUUAUAAAUACUAUGCGUGGUAAUAGAUCUUCUAUUGUAGAAAAAAAUAGCCAAUCUAAUGUUGCAUUCAAUGUGGUAUUCUUUAUCAUCACCUAUUUGGUUCCCAUUUUAUCCCUGACUUACACCUAUACCAAAAUAGGAGUUGAACUUUGGGGUUCCCAGAGUAUUGGCGAGUGUAGUCAGCGUCAAAAGGAGAACAUUAAAAGCAAAAGAAGGAGGGAAUACACAUUGAGUGCUGAAACGAGUGAAGCGCAAUUGGCAAACAUUAUGAAAGAUUACGCUUACAAUAUGAAGAAAAUGGAUGGAGAAGACUAUAAGGAAGGUACAAUAAAAACAAUGUGGAAUCAGACUGCCAAAUUACUUCAAGAAAAGUAUUUGAACGAUUUCGACAUCAAAAUCAACCCAUUUUCGGAUGCUGCAUUCAAGACCGCUCGAGGAGCUCGUGAUGCCAAGCGUAAGGCUUUACAAUCUAUUCCGGAAAAACGGAGGGCAAGUGCAGCAGCGUUGGAGGAAAAAGAUUGGGAUGCAAUGACCACUGUUUGGGACGAGGAAACUCCUGAUGGCCUCCAGAAAAAAUUAUUCAUGAUAAUAUCAGUGGAAUUGGCUUGGAGAGGUGGUGAGGGCAGCAUACAGAUACAGAGAACUGUCAAAAAAAAUAAUCCCCCGAAUACCACACGAGCUUCAAAAUUAUCUGGCAUUUCCCUCAAGGUUCCCUGCAAACAAAUAAAGUCGUCAAGUUUUUCAGGAAAAAUCACUCGCGCUUCGCGCUCGUGAUUUUUUAACCUGAAAAACUUGACUCCUUCAUUUGUUUGCAACGAACCUAUCGGGAAAU
This is a messenger RNA of Brassicogethes aeneus, 1090 nucleotides long. The record is from the annotation of a GenBank genome assembly. NCBI's taxonomy places the organism in Eukaryota, Metazoa, Arthropoda, Insecta, Coleoptera, Nitidulidae.